This is a messenger RNA of Coniophora puteana RWD-64-598 SS2, 3321 nucleotides long. RefSeq names its product heavy metal translocatin. Gene Ontology annotation, cellular component: membrane. The coding region runs from base 1 to 3321 and encodes 1106 amino acids. Gene Ontology annotation, molecular function: copper ion binding; P-type divalent copper transporter activity; ATP hydrolysis activity. Gene Ontology annotation, biological process: copper ion homeostasis; monoatomic cation transport. The record is from RefSeq and is a predicted model, not a curated record. The transcript is spliced from 11 exons. Lineage: Eukaryota; Fungi; Basidiomycota; Agaricomycetes; Boletales; Coniophoraceae.
AUGUCCUCAGAAACAAAAAUAACGACGAUCCUCGUGUCAAAUCUACACUGCAGCAGCUGCGUACGCGCAAUACAGCAGGCAUUGUCGACACUCGCUCCCCCACCAUCGGCCGUCAACGUUUCCAUCGUCUCUCAGACUGUCACCGUAGAACACUCCCCAAUGCUCUCGGGCGAUGCUCUCCACUCCAGGCUCGAUGAGGCAGGUUUCGAUACUGUUGACACUGGGAAGGAUCCCACAGAGGAGGGGCCUUCGAUUCGACAGAGGACAUUAUCCGGCGUCAGCACUCUCUUAUCGGGUAAACGGAGGAAGCACCUCCAGCAUUGCACGCUCUGCCAGGAAAUCGCACGCUUGGGUUCUCCAGUGUCUCAGCAAAAUCUCAUCGGAUCCCAGGUCUCGCUGGGUAGAAACGUCGGGGAAGACUCGAAACUCUCCGAAGUUAAUGGACCAUUUCUCCUCACGCUUUCUGUAGGCGGUAUGACGUGCGCGGCCUGCUCCAAUACUGUGACCGAUUUGGUUUCUCAAGUACCUGGAGCAUCCAAUGUGGUCGUCAGCCUUUUGAGCAACUCUGCUACCGUAGAGAUCACACACAAAGACCUGGCUGGCCAGGUGACAGAGACUAUAGAGGAUUGUGGCUUCGAAGCCGAUGUCGUCAAGGUGGAACCCAUAUCUUCAUCAUCGAGCGAGACUUCCACCAUCGGACCGAGACUUAUUUCUCUUCGUGUGGAUGGAAUGUUCUGCGAACAUUGUCCCGCCAAAAUUAUGGCGAGCCUCGAGAAGUUGGCCCCGAGCGUCACCAUCGAGAAGUCUUUGGCAGACCUUAGAGAUCCCAUCCUCUCAGUUUCUUACGAGCCAGCACCACCGGACAUUACAAUCCGCCAUAUCGUAUCCGCUAUCGAGGCUGCGGACCCGCAGAACUUCAAAGUCUCGAUUUACCGCCCACCAUCGUUGGAACAGCGGGCCCGCAUCAUACAGCUCCAAGAGAGAAGGAAUCUGCUCGGCCGCCUCAUCUUCUCCGUCGUAGUCGCCAUACCGACGUUCGUGAUCGGCGUUGUCUAUAUGAGCCUCCUGCCAAACGGAAAUACCGGAAAACAGUUUCUCAUGGAGCCUAUGUGGAAUGGAAACGCUUCCCGGAUCCAAUGGGCGUUAUUUUUCUGUGCGACGCCUGUCAUGUUUUAUGGUGCAGGGCUGUUUCAUCGUAGGAGCAUUAAGGAGAUACGCGCUUUGUGGCGAAGGGGAAGCACCACGCCGAUCCUUUCGCGUUUCACCAAGUUUGGCAGCAUGAAUCUUCUGGUGUCAUCAGGUGUAUCGGUUGCUUACUUCUCGUCCAUUGCGCUGUUGGCUCUGUCGGCGUCCCUGCCGCCUUCAGAAAGUGGUAUGGGGGAUACGACAACCUACUUUGACUCUGUUGUCUUCCUUACCAUGUUUCUUCUGUGUGGCCGCUACCUUGAGGCGUACAGCAAGGCCAGAACAGCCGAUGCCAUCACCGCUCUUGGUUCUCUUCGUCCCUCAGACGCCUUCCUCAUCGCACCUCGGUCAUCGUCUGAACCUUCGCUCGCCAUAGCUCCGUUAGGAGACCCCGAAAAGGGUGAUCCUGAAAAGGACAAUGGAAAUAUGAUGGCGCAGCCUGGCUUCUCGGUACAAAGAGUCAACGUCGAUUUCCUGGAAGUUGGAGACAUUGUCCGAGUGCAGCAUGGAUCCACCCCUCCAGCUGACGGUUCGAUCGUUGCUGGCACGGAUUGCGCCUUCGACGAGAGCUCUUUGACCGGUGAGGCUCGACUUAUCAAGAAGCAGAUUGGCGACCGAGUCUUCCUCGGGACGAUCAAUCAGUCGAAGCCUGUCGACAUCAAAGUCGAUGCCAUCGGUGGUGUUACAAUGCUUGAUCACAUUGUCGAUAUCGUUCGAGAGGGACAGACUCGUCGAGCACCGAUCGAGAGGAUCGCAGACAUAAUUACCGGCUCGUUCGUGCCUGUCGUUACACUCCUUGCUAUAAUCACCUGGGUCGUCUGGCUCGGCCUGGGCUUCGGAGGCGGAAUCCCGCGAAGCUACCUCGAUACUAACGUGGGCGGCUGGACCGUCUGGUCGCUCGAAUUCGCCAUCGCCGUCUUCGUCGUUGCGUGCCCGUGCGGUAUUGGCCUCGCGGCUCCGACCGCGCUUCUCGUCGGCUCCGGGCUCGCUGCGAAAUACGGCAUUCUCGCACGUGGCGGCGGCGAAGCAUUUCAGGAGAUGGCCCAGCUCGACAUCGUCGUGUUCGACAAGACGGGCACUCUUACUGAGGGCGGCCAGCCACAAGUCGUCGACUCUUUGGUCCUCGAGCCCGCCUCGCAGCGUUGGAGUCGCGAAGUCGUUCUAGGAAUCGCGUCGGAGCUCGAGUCUGCGUCUUCCCACCCUCUCGGCAUCGCCAUCCGGUCGUUUGCGCAGGCGAAUGCCGCGAAGGAGGUCACUGGUGUCGACUUUGACGAGGCCGCAGGCAGAGGCGUCAAGGGCCGCUUUGAGCAGCUCGACUGUGUUGCCAUUAUCGGGAAUGAGGCGUGGAUGCAAGAGCAUGGUGCUUCCCUCGACCCCAACGUCGCACGCCAGCUCGACCAAUGGAAAUCCGAAGCUAAAAGUGUCAUCCUUCUUGGUGCCACGCGCCCGGGAGGCGAAACAUAUGAUAUCAUCGCCGUGUUCUCGGUGUCAGACCCUCUCCGCCCGGAGGCAAAAGGCGUCAUCAGCCGUCUCGGCGACCUCAACAUCGGUACAUGGAUGAUCUCGGGGGACAACGAAGUCACGGCCAAGGCUGUCGCGCGGUCUGUUGGUAUUGCAGAGUGCAAUGUGAUUGCAGGUGUUCUUCCCCACCAAAAAGCCGAGAAGAUCGAGUGGCUGCAGAAGAAUGGUGCUAAGCGCCCGCCUACUCGGCUUCAGCGCUUACUUCACAGGGGCCCGAUGAAUGAACGUUGCGUUGUCGCGAUGACGGGUGACGGAAUCAACGAUGCACCUGCUCUUGCAGCAGCCGAUGUCGGCAUUGCUAUUGGCUCAGGAAGCGACGUGGCCCUCUCGAGCGCCUCGUUCAUCCUAGUCUCGUCCAAUCUCACAAGUCUUCUUACUUUGUCCGAUCUCUCGCGCACUGUGUUCAACCGCGUUAAACUCAACUUCAUGUGGGCUUUCAUGUAUAAUAUUAUUGCGGUACCCAUCGCUGCUGGUGUCAUUUAUCCGGCUCACAACGCCCGCCUCCCACCUGUGUGGGCUUCAUUGGCAAUGGCUCUUUCGUCUGUGUCAGUUAUCUGUAGUUCGUUGCUACUCAAGCUUUAUAAGGAGCCAAAAAUCGACAUUAACUCCAACUAG